This is a messenger RNA of Cyprinodon variegatus (sheepshead minnow), 3020 nucleotides long. RefSeq names its product serine/threonine kinase 39 (gene stk39). The record is from RefSeq and is a predicted model, not a curated record. Gene Ontology annotation, molecular function: ATP binding; protein serine/threonine kinase activity. Gene Ontology annotation, biological process: protein phosphorylation. Lineage: Eukaryota; Metazoa; Chordata; Actinopteri; Cyprinodontiformes; Cyprinodontidae. The transcript has 18 exons. The coding region runs from base 133 to 1656 and encodes 507 amino acids.
GUGGUAGUGGCGCUGCAGCUGCCAGCUCACACUUCCACCGAGAAGCUGAGGUCAAACUUGGCUGUCUCUCAUUUCUCUGUCUGUGACCGGGGCCGCAUCAUCACCAUCAUCAUCACCAUCAUCAUCAUCAUCAUGGCGGAUCAAGGCGAAUCUCCGAAUAUCGUCCACCAUCCGCAGCCUACAGCCAGCUGGCCAAUUACCAGGGAGUCCUACGAGCUGCAGGGAGUUAUAGGCAGUGGGGCCACAGCUGUGGUGCAGGCAGCCCUGUGUACCCCUAGACAGGAGCGCGUGGCCAUAAAGAGGAUCAACCUGGAAAAAUGCCAGACCAGCAUGGAUGAGCUGUUGAAAGAAAUUCAAUCUAUGAGUCAGUGCAGUCACCCAAACAUCGUGACCUACUACACUUCCUUUGUUGUGAAGGAUGAACUUUGGGUGGUGAUGAAGCUCCUGAGUGGAGGCUCCAUGCUGGAUAUAAUUAAACAUUCAAGCAAAGAAGAGGAUAAAAAUCUCAGAGCUUUUGAUGAGCCCAUUAUUGCCACGAUAUUAAAGGAAGUUCUAGAGGGCCUGGACUAUCUCCACAGAAAUGGACAGAUUCACAGGGAUGUGAAAGCUGGAAACAUCCUGCUGGGAGAAGAUGGAUCUGUUCAGAUUGCAGAUUUUGGUGUAAGCGCUUUUCUAGCUGCAGGGGGCGACAUGACGAGACACAAAGUUCGAAAGACUUUUGUUGGGACGCCGUGCUGGAUGGCUCCAGAGGUGAUGGAACAGGUUCGAGGCUAUGAUUUCAAAGCAGAUAUUUGGAGUCUUGGAAUUACAGCAAUAGAGUUAGCAACAGGCUCUGCACCUUAUCACCGCUACCCUCCAAUGAAGGUUUUAAUGCUUACUCUACAGAAUGAUCCACCCACCCUAGAGACGGGUGUUGAGGACAAGGAAAUUCUCAAAAAAUAUGGAAAAUCAUUUCGAAAGCUUAUAACAAUGUGCCUUCAGAAAGAUCCUGCAAAAAGGCCUACAGCAUCUGAGCUUUUGAAGUGUAAAUUCAUCCAAAAGGCUAAGAACAAAGAAUAUCUUGUUGAAAAUCUUUUAAGUCGUGCACCAAAGAUUUCUCAAAGAGCAAAAAAGGUGAGGAGAGUCCCCGGCUCUAGUGGCCACCUGCACAAGACGGUAGACGGAGACUGGGAGUGGAGCGACGACGAACUGGACAUGGGCAGUGAGGAGGGUAAAGCGGCGGUGAAUCAGGGCAGGGUACGUGAGUCACGAAGGGUCAAAUAUGAGGCCAAAGACAAUGAGGAAGAUGCCAACAAUGUCCCUAUAGAAGGCUUGUCUGUUCAGCAUCCCCAGGUGGAGCCAUAUGAGAAUACACCCUUCAUUGAAGGUCCUAUGAACAUGGUACUACGACUACGGAACUCCAAAAAGGAGCUAAAUGACAUUCGGUUUGAGUUCACCCGUGGGCGAGACACUGCUGAUGGCGUUUCCCAGGAGCUCUAUUCAGCCGGUCUGGUCAACGGACUCGACGUCUCAGUUGUUGCUGCUAACCUUCAAAAGAUUGUAGAUGACCCGAUUACCUAUAAAGUGUUGACCUUUAAGCUGGCUUCCGGCUGCGAUGACACAGAGAUCCCGGAUGAGAUAAAGUUGAUCGGCUUUGCACAGUUGAGUGUUAGCUGAUGCUCGCUUUAUCCUUAAAGAAGGUGAGGCAGGGAAGACAUUUCAGGGCAGGCAGACCGAGGAACACACACCGACCACCACCACAACCUGCUAUAUCUUUCCAACACCUUUCGGGAAAAGUCCCGCCUCUUAUUUCUUUCACUCCUUUAAUUUCCCUGAAGCUCUGCCGUCGCUUCACCACCAUCCGUGUAGCGUCACGUUCCCUGCUUGCUAUCCCUUGACCUCUAACCUUAACAUUCCAGCACCCAGCGCACAGAACAGAACCAGGAUACAGCCCAGGAACCAAAAGAUGUACUCAGGUGGUAAAAGAAGGUGAUAAAUAUGUAGCUUUGAAUGUUUUAUUUAAUUUAUCAACUCCUCUUUUGUUCUACACUGUGUUGCAUCACUUUUUUUUUUAUUAAAGUUCUCAUUAUUUAUUGAAAUGAGAGGAUAUUUAAAACAAUAUAGAUUUAUGUCCCACCGUUUUGUUGCCACUGUGAAAGGAAAUUUACCAACAAACCCACUGAAUGGUGCCCAUGGUCUCAGUCAGAAUGUUAGGUUCGUUACAUGUAGAUAUAAGCACAUUUUUUAUAACAACAUAAUGAAUGUUCGAAGGAAACCCCAGAGUGAAUUAUUUUAUGUGUUCAGAUCUCUUUUUUUGCUAAGAAUUAGGGUGCUUGGUUGAGUGUGCAGAAAUAAAUGAGACCUGGAUGUUACUGUGUACACCUUGCUACUCUCAACAGUGUUACGGUUUCAGAAAAUGUUAGAGGUGCCUUGUUCAUUUUUUUUCGUGCCUAAGAAAGUUGCUAGCAAGUGAGACCACAUAGAGAGCAGAACCGACUGAUCUUCACUUCAUCAACGUAUUCCUCCUGCAAGGACAGCUCAGACAUGCUCAGUGUGGCGAGAUGAAAUGCACUUUUGAGUUAAGAAUGUACAACCAACAAACUGACUAUUAAUUUUAGAUGCCGUUUUUCAUCAGACAAAUAGAAGGUGAUGGAACCUGCAGUCGUAAACUCUUGCUCUAUUAUUGUCUAUCAAAUGUCAGAACCCAAAACAGGGUUGUUUUUCUUGUUUGUUUUGCUUAAAGAUGUAAAUUAGCUACCUAAUUGUAUUGUAUGACAUCUAAAAUUGGAACAAAACAGCUUCUGCUGAUUGUGAAGAGCGUUUUCUUUUUUCUUUUUUUCUUUCUUUUUGUCCAAACAAGUCCAGUAGCACUAAGACAUUUUAGGAAUACAAGUGUUAAAUAAUAACUCCUCUAAAACCGUUUAUUUUCAAAGGUAUUUUUUUUUUUUUUUUAUGUACGCUACGUGCAUCAUUUCAGUGUAUUACCCAUUCUCCUUGUCUGUAAUCAGCUAAUGUCAAAUUUGUAAUGAGGAGAAACAAAU